CGCACAAGGGGCGUCCCCAAGCUGGUCUAGAACUAGGGAAAGAAAGUAGGAAAAAGAAUAAUAAUAUUUAUUAAAAGCAACGAAUUUUCCGCUGCAAUUUACAAGUUACAAUUUCAGAAAUUUCUUGCUUAAAAGCCUUUUAAAGGGAGGCAGAGGAACCAGAGAAAGAAUUUCCCCCUUUUUUAAUUUUUCUCUUCGGCUUUCAGGUUUUUUCCUUUCUCUUUUUCUAGGCAUCCAAACAGAAGGUAAGGUGGUGAUGUUUUCCAGGGGAAUUUGAGGUCGUUGUUUCGGUGGAAUUUUCUCGGGAAACAAGCGGAAAGUGUUUUGUUUUUGUAAAGGGAAGAGAAGAGAAGAGACGAGGAAAGAUGAUGAUGAUGUCUUCGGCUUCAUCGUCAGCAGCAACUGUAGCAGUGGACAAGGCGACGAGCGAUCUUCUAAUCGGUCCUGAUUGGACUAUGAACAUCGAUAUUUGCGAUUCUGUUAAUUCUAAUCAUUGGCAAGCAAAGGAUGUUGUAAAGGCUGUGAAGAAAAGGUUGCAGCACAAGAGUUCUAAAGUGCAAUUACUUGCUUUGACGCUUUUGGAGACAAUGGUGAAGAACUGUGGUGACUAUGUCCAUUUUCAGAUUGCUGAGAGGAAUAUAUUGGGUGAGAUGGUCAAAAUUGUGAAAAAGAAGGCAGAUAUGGUUGUGAGGGACAAAAUCUUGGUUUUGUUGGACUCUUGGCAGGAGGCAUUUGGUGGUCCUGGUGGUAAACAUCCUCAGUACUACUGGGCAUAUGAUGAGCUAAGGCGUUCUGGAGUAGAAUUUCCCAAGCGUUCAUUGGAUGCUUCUCCUAUCUUUACACCACCUGCUACCCAUCCAACCAUGAGACACAAUCAUCCUGGUUAUGGAAUGCCAAGCAAUUCUUCUAGAAGGCUUGACGAAACAAUGGCUACAGAAAUUGAAAGUUUAAGUUUAUCUAGCUUGGACUCUAUGAGGGAUGUUAUGGAGCUCUUAAGUGACAUGCUGCAAGCUGUUAACCCCGAUGACCGUGUGGCAGUAAAAGAUGAAGUGAUAGUUGAUCUUGUCAACAGAUGUCGUUCCAACCAGAAAAAGCUGAUGCAGAUGCUAACAACUACUGGGGAUGAGGAACUUUUAGUGCGAGGUCUUGAACUAAAUGACAGUCUGCAAAGCUUACUCGCCAAACAUGAUGCCAUAGCCUCAGGUUCCCCCUUGCCAAUUCAAGUUACUAAUGCAAGCUCCAAGCCAGCUGAAGCAAGUACCUCCAACAAAUCAAAUGAAGUGAAGAACUCAAGCCUAACACCUAAUAUCAGUCCAUCUGCACCCAUUGCCACUGUGACAAGAAACCAGAUUGAUGAAGAGGAAGAAGAGGAAGAUGAUUUUGCACAGCUAGCUAGAAGGCAUUCUAGAGCACAGUCCACAUCUUCUCAGAGCACAUCUGCUGGAACAAGUGAAGGUAUUGUGCCCAUCAACAAUACUGCUCCAACAACUUCGUAUGUGCCAGCUGCCUCAACCUCUACUCCAUGCAAUGCAUUAGCUUUGCCAGAUCCACCUGCACCAGUUAGGACUACAAAAGAACAGGACUUGAUUGAUCUUCUAAGCAUCACCUUGUCAACAACAUCAGCUUCCUCCCCCCAUACCCCUCCUACACCGUCUGCAUCUUACCAAAAUAUGCAUCAGGUACCUGUUCCUCCUAGUACACAGGGAUAUCCUUAUGCUUCCCAAACCUAUCCUGGGAGUCAGAGACAGCUGCCAUAUGAUAGUUAUGUUGUUCCUUGGGCCCAGCCUCAGCCUCAUCCACAGAAACCAUCCCAGCCUCAAAUCCAGCCACCAUAUCAUUCCCAACAAGAGGUACGCCCACAAUCUCAACAUCAAAUUGACCAACAAUCCCAAUCCCAAACCCAGUUCCACACAGAUUCCCAAACUCAAAUCCAGUCAAAUUCACUGUCUCAGGCCCAACCUCAGUUCCAAACACAAUCCCAAUCUUUACCCCGGCCACAGUCCCAGCCAUUGCAGUUACAGGCAUCAUCCCAAAUUCAACUCCAGCCACAAUUACAAUCUCAACCUCAGCGCCAAGCGCAACAGCAAAAUCAACCUCACCUCCAAGCACAGUCCCAAACACAAACUCAGUCAUUCUUACAACCUCAACACCAGCCACAAUUUCAACCUCAAUACCCUCAAUACUCAUCUGGGUACCCCCCUCCGCCAUGGGCUGCUACUCCAGGUUAUUUCAACAGCCCAAAUCACCUUUCCUCUGCAAAUAACAUGUUUUCUACUCCCCAAAUGAACGUUGCCACAUCAAAUCCCAUAAUAGGGAAUAGGCCCUUGCAGCAUGUUAAUUCUUUCCCUGCAAGAGGAAGCAAUGGAGCACCAAUGAAUGGGGAUUCCUGGGCGAGUACAGGUCAUAGGAACCCCACUCCCGUAGCAGGACAGAAGCCCUUCAUUCCAUCAUACAGGUUGUUUGAAGAUUUGAAUGUGCUUGGAAAUGCAGAUGGAAGGCUUAAGAUGACAAGCAGUACAUCCCCUAGCUUGUCAGGUACUUCUAGCCAAAGUAUGGUUGGUGGGAGGAAGUGAGACACUUAAGCAUAAUGUGAAGGGUAUGUCCAUGUGAAAAUGGUGUAAAUCCGUAUCUAACGUGGAAUUGUCUUUUUUAGAUUUGAUUGUUAUUCAUUAUUGUCAUAUUAUAAUUUUUCUUUGUGGUGCAUGAUAUGUUUAUAACCUCUGCCACUUCCAUCUUCAGAAUUAACGUCUAUGCUAAAACUCACUGGGGACUUAAACCUUCCGGUUUAACGUAUGAGCCCAGCUGCAUCAACAAGGUGAUUCCUGUUGUACACGUUGUUUGAUUUAUAAAUUUAUCAGCUAAAUAAUUGUUCGGUGGGAUUGUAAA
Theobroma umbraticum is the source of this 2886-nucleotide messenger RNA. Its product is annotated as TOM1-like protein 6. Gene Ontology annotation, molecular function: phosphatidylinositol binding; ubiquitin binding. Gene Ontology annotation, biological process: protein transport to vacuole involved in ubiquitin-dependent protein catabolic process via the multivesicular body sorting pathway. Lineage: Eukaryota; Viridiplantae; Streptophyta; Magnoliopsida; Malvales; Malvaceae. The record is from RefSeq and is a predicted model, not a curated record.